AAGCGUGCAGAAGCAGCGGCCGAACUCCGCGCCCAACUGCUGUUCGGUAAUUUGCUCUCCGUGUGAAUACCUCUUCGGUGCGGUUGUUGGUUUCUCUCAUUUCGGGUUCCCUCGAGUGAUUCAUGUGUGCGUAAGCCGUGUGGAUGAUGCAUAAUGCGACUCCGGGUCCCUCCCCCCGGCGGCCGUGAGCGAAUGAGGUGACGCUGAGGCAGCGGUAGGCGCCGCCCAUGUCGACGCGCAGCGAGCGGAGGGGGCCCAGCCCCCCCGCAGAGGGGAGCCCCCCUGCCGAGGCCCCCCCCAGGCCCCCCUCCUCAGGGGGCGGCAGCAGGGUGCUCGCGGUAGAGGUGCACCUGCUCGACGACACCGUGUCCUCCUUCAACGUCCAGUACAAGGCUGUCGGGAGGGUGCUCUUCGAGCAGGUCUGCAGAGUGAUCAACCUCCUGGAAGUGGACUACUUUGGACUGGAGUAUGCAGAUUCCACCGGCACAAAGUACUGGCUGGACUAUGAGAAGCCCAUGUGCCGCCAGAUGGGGCUGUCCAUGGUCGCCCCCGUCAUGGACUUCUGCGUCAAGUUCUACACGCCCGACCCCGCGCAACUCGAGGAGGAGUUCACAAGGUACCUGUUCAGCCUGCAGAUCAAGCGAGACCUUUCCUUGGGAAUCCUGCAGUGCAGCGACCCGACGGCAGCUCUCCUGGCCUCCUACAUCGUGCAGGCGUCCUGCGGGGACUACGUACCGGAGGACUACCCGGACCACAGCUACCUGUCGACGUACAAGUUUGUGCCCCACCAGAACAAAGAACUUGAGAUCAAGAUCAUGGAUAACCAUAAAAAGCAUGUGGGACAGUCUCCAGCAGAGUCGGAUCUCAACCUGCUCGAAACAGCACGAAGAUGCGAGCUCUACGGCAUCCGGAUGACUGCCGCAAAGGACAACGACGGCCUUCCUUUGAACCUCUCGGUGGCACACAUGGGCAUCAUAGUGUUCCAAAACACCACCAAGAUCAACACCUUCUCGUGGGCAAAGAUCCGCAAGCUCAGUUUCAAGAGGCGCAAGUUCCUCAUCAAGCUCCACCCCGAGGGUUACGGUUACUACAAGGAAACGGUGGAGUUUUUCUUCGAGAGUCGCAACGAGUGCAAGAACUUCUGGAAAAAGUGCAUUGAGAACCACGCCUUUUUCCGUUGCACCGAGGUGAAGAAGACACCCCGACAGAAAACUCGGCUCUUCAGCCGAGGCUCGUCGUUCAGGUAUAGUGGUAGAACGCAGAAGCAGAUUGUUGAAUAUGUUAGGGAGAACUAUGUGAAGAGGCAGCCCUUUCAAAGAUCAACGAGUCUGCGUUUGCCGUCGCGCAGCAGCGUAGGCACUUCAGAUGACGAAGAGGCGGAGCGCGCGCCAGCUGCAGAGGCGUCCGCCUCCACGACUCCGGCGGCGCUCUCGGAGCCCAGUUCUCCACGGAGGGAGGCGGGCCGCGAAACUAUGGCCCCGAGGGCGCCCGCGGAGGCGGGAGGGGCUGUGACGCCGAGCCAGGACACCGACGACAACGUCUCGCACGACUCGUACCGCCUCGAGGAGGGGGAUUCGUCGCUGGCCGCGGCGGCCCCCGGCAGCCCAAUUGCCAUUGAUUUGCACUCCCCGCCGCCACCUCCCUCGCCCUCGUCGACGCGAGAAAGAACGCCGCACAGGGCGGAGAAUGGCAUCGGAGUUGUCGCUCAGAGAGGCCAACAACCGAGGCUUAGCGACGACCUGUCCGCCACGUCUGGCGUCGGUCAGAGUUCGCCUCUCCAGGACCACGGGAGGGACGAGACGAUGGGUGACCUCUCUUCCUCAGCGUCAAGGCUCGACUCCUCUGCAAGCGACGUGCGCCGAAAGAAAUACCCGUGCGAAAAGGCUUAUUUCAUUGCCAAGGAGUUGCUCAUGGCAGAGCGGACGUACAAGAAGGACCUCGAAGUCAUUGUAAUGUGGUUCCGGGAGCGGAUGGAGAAGGGGCACGUGGAGGGAGCACCCACGGAAACCCUGUCGCUGCUUUUCUCGCUUCUGGCCCCGCUGUACAAGCUGCACUGCUGCCUGCUUCUCGACCUGGAGCAGCGCCUGGCCGCCUGGGAGGGCAAGCCCAUUCCCACAAGCUAUUCGAACGUGCAGGGAAUUGGUGGGCUGCUUCUGGACUACCUUCACAUGGUUGAGCUGUACGAGCGGUACAUGGACAAGCUGCCCCGGGUGCUGGAGCGCCUGUGGAGCAGCUGCUGCCACGGCGGGGCCUUCGAGGACGCGUACCGGGACUUUGAGCUCCAGGGAGAGUGCUACCUGCCUCUGGCCGCCUUCCUGCUGCACCCCGUGCACCGGCCCCUGCAGCUGUGCGGCCUCGUGGAGCGACUUCACGGGAGCUACGAGUCCAACCAUUCCGACAAGAACUCCUGCUCGGACGUACUCCACAAGUUGAAGAGGUUCACCAACUCUCACAAGGAAGCCACUCACAAGUUGGAGAAUCAGGUCAAGAUGAUGGAGCUUCAGCGAGAUCUGACGGGCCUCGAUAACUUGGUGCAACCUGGAAGGGAGUUUGUGAGGGAGGGUUGCCUCCAGAAGCUGUCGAGGAAGGGUUACCAGCAAAGAAUGUUCUUCUUGUUCUCGGACGUGCUGAUCUACGCCAGCCGGACGUCUGGGCCACGACUGCAGUUCAAGGUGCACGGGCAGCUGCCGCUGCAGAGCCUCAUGGUGGAGGAGACUGAGCCGAAGGUGGAGGCAGCCUUCCGCUUCACCAUCUACGCUGGCAACAGGGCACUCAUGGUGGCCGCAGGAUCUGAGGAGGAGCGUCGGCGCUGGAUGAAGGACCUCUCGGAUUGCAUCGAGCUGGCAAGAGACCACAAGGACACGGGCCUCUUCUAUUCUAGUCUCAAGUCCUGCAACUCCUCGGACGAGCGACUGGACCGUGCCCCCCAGGAGAGCCCCGCCGGCGGCAAGUGGACGGGCCAGCCGGCGCAGCACUCUAACACCGCCCUGCACCUCUGCUGGCACCGCAACACCAGCAUCGGCAGGCAGCAGCACCAGCAGGCUUUCCUGCACUACCUCAGUGGCUACCUGCUGAGAAAGUUCAAGAACAGCUCUGGCUGGCAAAAGCUCUGGGUGGUGUUUACCAACUUCUGCCUCUUCUUCUACAAGUCUUUCCAGGAGUCUGCCCCGCUGGCCAGCCUGCCACUGCUGGGCUACACUGUGACGGUCCCCGGGCCAGACGACAACAUGAGCAAGGAGUUUGUCUUCAAGCUGCAAUACCGGAACCACGUGUACUUCUUCCGCGCCGAGAGCGAGUAUGCCUUCGACAGAUGGAUGGAGGUCAUCAGCAGUGCAGCCGUAAAAAAACUAAACUGAACUGCAACGUUUUCCUGCUCGUCGUAUCAAGGGCAACAUCAAAAACACGCACGUGUCUUAGCUUGCAAGCAAGCGCAAGAAGUAAUUUUGGAUGCAUAUAUGUUUGCGCACUCUUUAUAAAUUGAUGCACAUUAAGUUGUUGCGCUCAACAGCCUUAUAUACUAUAAGUUUGUCAUUUUCACGUUUGGGAGGCCUGUGCAGUUUCCUCCCAAAAUGCCGACCAAGAAGCAGAAAGGAGGAAACUCCCUCAAUUCCCCUUUCUGAAGGAGGUAGCGAGAAACCAGCUUCUGUGGGGAGAGUAGGAGAGAAGGAAACUGGGAACCGGUUUUCUUCCCAGCAGAUUCUCUAAGUCAGCCUUUAAGGCUGACAUUAACUUUAGAGUACUCUGCCUUGAUGUGCAGAAAAUUUCGUGGAAAGCUUUCUUCUGUAUGUGAAGCAAGCAUUGAACAAAGCACUUGUCAAACAUUGUUGAGUGUCCUUUAAAGCCCAUGAGGGUCAUUUGACCUCUUUUCCUACUUUUUGGUUUACUUUUCUACUGCUACUUGUCUGUAAAGAUGACUUUGCCAGUCUAACGUGCGUAAUAUUUGGGGCCAUCCAUGAUGAAAUGACAAAACUGCCUUUGCAUGGCAGAGCUGAAAUGUACAGAGGGUGUCGUAUUUUGCGUGAACAAGCGAUUGCUGCUUUUUUCCAUUUUUCCCCCAAUGCCUCGUUCGAGCAAAGUGCAAAAAAAGCAACAAUGCCGUGUUCAUGCUGCGUUGCAAAGCGUAACAGUUAUCAUGUAAUUUCAUGCGGCAUGAUGUUUUCUCAGGAUUUUGUUGGCCUACAUUGAGUGCUUGUGCAGCAAAUUACAUGAUUUUUGUGAAUUUUAUAUUUGUAAGGGUGACAGUUUGCACUGAGGCAAAUGGCUAUAAGUUUUUUUUUGUUGCAAAUUGUGAUAAAGGUUUUAAUUUUUCCGAGUGAUAUUUGAUGCAUAAUAUUGGAGUGAAGUAUGCUUCCCUUUUUGCGGUAGUAGCACCUUAUUCAAAAGCUCUUUCUGUAUGUGUAUCUCUUCAUGAACCUGAAUAUUGCAGAAAGCUUAAAUUAACUUUUGUGAGAACCUAAUUUUUUUAGAUUUUAAAAAUGUUACAAAAAUAUUAUCCCCUAAUGAGUAUCAUACCAUGCCACUCGCAGUCACUAAAUUUGGUGCUCAUGAAAUAUUCCCAAUACAGUCUAAGCUCGUUAUAACAGACCCCGUUUUUGACCAAGAUUUCGGUCUGUUGUAGAAGGAGUAUGUUGUAUGCAGAUAUGAAGUUGAGUCAUUGGUGCAUAGAGGAAAACCAGCCGAACCUCACAAAUCGGUAUGUUAUAUCCAAAUGUCUGUUGUAACCAGGUCUGUUGUAAUGAGCUUAGACUGUAGUGGCACCUCGCAAAAUUCGUGAAAUACUCUGCCUGCGAAAAUAAAGUUGUUGACUGUUCUAUAAAUACUGUCAUGUAGUUCAGUUUUCUCAGCUAAGGCUUCUAGUAGUACUGAAAAAGCUUCAAUAGCCUUCAGUUAUUUGCGAGACCUAAAAAAGUGUGAGGGGCUUUUGUUCUCUUUCUUUUAGGUAUGAGUACACUAAUGGGUUUUCAACACACCCACAAUACAGUUUGUGCAAUCUUUUGUUUUUAUACAGUGAACCCGUAAGAGUCCUCGUUAGUGUCUGUUUGACUGAUUUAUUGGCUGCCGGUGGCUUUCUUGAAUGUUUUUCCUGUUAGUCCAUUCUUGUCCAUUCCUCGCUGGGACAGCAGCAGAAGCGAGCAUUUCCAUUUUCUUCUUUAUCAAACGUUUUUGGCGGCCACCUAUUUUUGUAAUGUUGUACUCUUUCGUGCUUUCACAUGAGCUGCGAUGUGCUUGAUACUGGUUGUCACGUUCUUUCUUAUGUCUGUAUGUCAAGCCACAGGGCCGGCCUUAGAAGUGGCCGACCUGGCAGGUUGCCCAGGGUGCCACCAAAAGAGGGGCACUGCCACACCCUUCUCUUGAAUUGUUUUUGGCUUUUUGAUUUAUUUGAACACACCACCCGACACGAUGCUAUGUGCUCGAUCGCCGUUCGUCCUUGGAAUGCAGUUCUCGUCUGACAAAACGCUUGUGUUGGGCCACUACUCGCAUGUUUACUAACAAUGUGAUGUCAUACCUAGUGCAUAGGGGCGUAUAAAAAGGGGUGGGGGGAGGGUAUGGCCGGAGUUUGCCCAGGGCGCCAGGUGGUGUAGGGCCGGCCCUGUCAUGGUACCUUGAAAUUGUAAACGUAAUGAAAGAAAGUGUUAAAAAUUAUGGAGGUGUAAUAAAAUUUGUACUUUGCUUA
Molecule: messenger RNA, 5674 nt
Organism: Ixodes scapularis (black-legged tick)
Lineage: Eukaryota; Metazoa; Arthropoda; Arachnida; Ixodida; Ixodidae
Product: FERM, ARHGEF and pleckstrin domain-containing protein 2
Exons: 26
Coding region: 228-3356 (1042 amino acids)
Cellular component (GO): cytoskeleton
Molecular function (GO): cytoskeletal protein binding; guanyl-nucleotide exchange factor activity
Source: RefSeq, a predicted model, not a curated record